GACAAAGAAAACCACCACGAAGCAGCCGAACAGUCAAACUGGUAUAAAUGCUUUCAAAGAAAGUAUAAUGCUAAAGAAAUCGGACAUCCAAACUACCAAGCGACAACUGGCAGUGGAAAUGGUUAAGAGCCAAAAACUUCGAGAUCUUCUUCAUCAAGACGAGGAACUUCUAAAACAGUUAGACGAGGACAGAAAACGCGUACAUGAACAGAAAAAUAGGAGGAAACGGCAAAUCGACGAUGCGAUGAAAAGGGUUGACAACUUGGAAGAAAUAGCACAACGGAAGAGGGGCAAGCUUUUAGAAGAAAAAGAAAUACUUUUUCUUUUAUUUGAUUUUUGA
This is a messenger RNA of Acanthoscelides obtectus, 340 nucleotides long. NCBI's taxonomy places the organism in Eukaryota, Metazoa, Arthropoda, Insecta, Coleoptera, Chrysomelidae. The record is from the annotation of a GenBank genome assembly.